GAAACAUGGCGGAGAAGGGAAGUCCUAAAGAGUCAGUGGCCAAGUACGCCCAGCGAAUUGACCCGAAACGGGAAAAACUUAGCCCGGAGCAGCAGGAGUUUAUGAGGAAAACGGAGAUGGCGCAAUGGCGGAAGAACGCAGGGAAGCUACGUGGACGCAACCUCGUCACUGGUUUAGUAAUAGGAGGCAUCGUCCUGGGCAUCUAUGGAUACACCUUCUACUCUGUGUCUCAGGAGAAGUUUUUAGAUGAACUAGAAGUUGAAGCAAAAGCAGCACGUGCCAGUUAUCCGAAAACAUCUGCCAACUGAAGAGCUUUGGAGAAGGCGGUGUUCUGAACAUCAAGAUGAACUUUUAAUCAUCCUUCAGUUUCUAGUGAUUCUGCUCAUAUGACUUCAGCAGUUAUAUCAAGCGCAUAUCUGCUUAUUUUUUUACGGGUUGUGCUCCCUGUACUCUUAACUGUUACCGAAGGCCUCUACAUACAUAUACAAGUUUGUUCAUAGCUUGUGUUUUACAGCACCCCUCCCUCAUGGAUAUGCCUAGAACAAUGCUUUUCAGGAUUAAAAAUAAAUGAAAAUUAUCACAAAAAUAACCUGACUUUCUAAAAGAUAUAUAUUUAAUAAAUAUAUAUAUCCUAUCAUACAUUGUGAUUAGUGAAAUCUGCUGUACAAAUAAUUAGCUAAAUAUUCUGCCUGCUGUACUUUUCUGGGCCUGUAACUGGGGCAGCAAUUCUCAAACCAUGUAACCUGUUCUGGGCCAAGAUACUCUCACAAGGGGUCUAUGUACCAUGUACAACUUUCUUUUUUGUGAUGAUAAUGUCGGUGUUGGAGAUGCCCGUGGUUUGUAAUAAAAUAUGACUUCAAUGAA
Messenger RNA from Xenopus tropicalis (tropical clawed frog), 864 nucleotides. RefSeq names its product cytochrome c oxidase assembly factor 3 (gene coa3). The record is from RefSeq and is marked provisional. The transcript has 2 exons. Bases 6 to 308 code for a protein of 100 amino acids. NCBI's taxonomy places the organism in Eukaryota, Metazoa, Chordata, Amphibia, Anura, Pipidae. Gene Ontology annotation, biological process: mitochondrial respiratory chain complex IV assembly. Gene Ontology annotation, cellular component: mitochondrial inner membrane; mitochondrial membrane.